AUGGCAUCCUUAGCCUUUGCGCUAGGUCUGCUAUGGAGCAAAGCCAAUGCCGUUCCCUUCGGAGGUGGCAUGGGCAAUUGCUACUCACCGGGGAACCCAGUGAAGCAAUACGAUGUCACAAACACCGCAAAGAACUGGCAAGGUGAUCCAGUGGUUGGUGAUUGGUCAUGUGUUGGUACAGGAGGGACCUGCAACAUGGCAACUCAACAAUCCUACUCAGUUGCUGUGACCGUUGAGGUCGGAUUUGACCUAGGUCUUGACUUCGAGAAAAUUGCCGGCUCGGCCGGAAUCUCCGCCUCUGUCUCCACCACCACCGAGACAGGGACCACUCAGGGAAUCUCCAAAAAUUGCCCGGAUGGUCCUUGGAGUUGCGCUCUUAUUAUCUGGCCAGCUGUGACGAAGAUUGAAGGCAUUCAGACCCCACUUACGGCUCUAUGCACAGUGGAAACGGAGAAUGCAAAACCAUACACUGUCCAGAUGCCAGAGGUGGGUCCUGAUGGACUGGUUGGGGGACAUGUAGAUGUCUGCGCAUGCAAGAACUUUGCGCAUUGGGCGGAUCCGGGUGCACCAUCCAUCGUGUGCCCACAGGAUUGCAAGAACUAA
Molecule: messenger RNA, 603 nt
Organism: Bacidia gigantensis
Lineage: Eukaryota; Fungi; Ascomycota; Lecanoromycetes; Lecanorales; Ramalinaceae
Exons: 2
Coding region: 1-603 (200 amino acids)
Source: RefSeq, a predicted model, not a curated record